AGCAAAUCAAUUGGAUGAAAUGAGGCAAUUCUGCCGCACCUGCGGCAAGACCAUAGUGGCCGAUCAGUGCCUACAGAUCUUCUCGCCCGAGGGCCGAAAACUGCUGCAGUGCGUGCGCUCCAUAACAAACUGCUGGCUGCAGGAUGCUCAGGACCUGCCCAAUCAUAUGUGCCCGGAUUGCCAGACACUGCUCAAACAAGUCCAACGAUUCCGCCGACGGUGUGCGAAGAUCGAGAAGUAUUUCGCCAGGCGGCGAAGCAGAAUGAAUCUUGGCGAGGAUCCUGCGGCCGUGGCGCUGCAGCUUCCUGUCCAACAAAUGGCUGCUUCGGAUCCCCUGGGCAUUGACGAGCUGAUGACGGCCAGUGAAAUCAAAUUGGAACCCACCCAGGUGCAAAUGGAGCAGAAAACAGAGACGUAUCAAGAGGACCAGCUCCAAGAAGACAGCUUUGAGGAUGCUCCGGGCGAUGAUGCUCUGCCCUUGCCCGAGGACUACGGAGAAAUACAGACUGAAAUGGCUGCCACUGUCACUUCCAAGCCGGAACAGGGCAAAAUCAAGACCAAAAUCAAGUCCAGCAAGCACACCAUGCGCAUGGGCAGAAAGUUAAUCCACGUAAAAGUCAUCGACGACAAACAGCCGAAGCGGAUUGUGGACCGCAAUGGGCAGAAUGCUAAGCCCUGCAUUUGCGAACAUUGCGGCCGGCAAUUCAAGGACACCAGCAAUCUCAAUGUUCACCUGCUGAGGCACACGGGCACCAAGCCAUUCGAGUGUGAGCAGUGCCAGCAGAAAUGCUAUACACUCCAUCUGUUGCGCCGUCACCAGCUAAAGCACACGGAGGGUCCCUACGCCUGCACCUUCUGCGGCUUGGAAUACAGUACGAACAGUUCCCGAGUGAGGCAUGAAAGGGAGGCCUGUAAGAAGGGACGAGCGCCGCAGUCCAAGUGGGAAAUUAUCAAGAAGGGCGAACGCACUUUCCACUGCGAAGUAUGUGAUCUAUGGUUUCUGCGCGCUGGCAACUUCACCCAGCACAUCAACUCAUCCAGUCACAUCGAAAACGAACGCAAAAAGAAACGUAAAUCGAAAUCAGUGCAACCCUCCACCAUUAAUACAUAAAACAAAUGCGAUUGAAAAAUAUAUCUCGUUUCAU
Molecule: messenger RNA, 1145 nt
Organism: Drosophila gunungcola (fruit fly)
Lineage: Eukaryota; Metazoa; Arthropoda; Insecta; Diptera; Drosophilidae
Product: myoneurin
Exons: 4
Coding region: 20-1111 (363 amino acids)
Biological process (GO): regulation of transcription by RNA polymerase II
Cellular component (GO): nucleus
Molecular function (GO): DNA-binding transcription factor activity, RNA polymerase II-specific; zinc ion binding; RNA polymerase II transcription regulatory region sequence-specific DNA binding
Source: RefSeq, a predicted model, not a curated record